CGACUUCUACUUCCUUAGAAGCUCUUAAGCUAUUACUCGAGUUCUUGCACCCUUUUUUAUCAAAUAAUAUUUAUAUUUGCUUUUUACCAUUUUUCUAUAAAAUUUGUAGUUUGAGAUAUUUGCAAAACAUCGCUAAACGAAACAUGCAUUUUGGGGCUAACCACCACUUUUAGGCGUCAAUAUUUUAAAAAGUAUUCACUAUAAAAAGAAUUAUUAUAUAACACCUUUUGCUUUGUAUUUGUGUUUCUUUUGGAUGGUGAGGUUAUUUUUCAUACACAUAUUUCCAACCUUUAUAAGGUAUGGCAUUAACCCCUAGGAUAAAAGCAUAAAUCGGCACUAUAAUAUAUUAUCUCUUGUUUCUUCGGGUAUUCCCUAGCUACAGCACAAAUUUCAUGCCAAUCCAUCCAAUCCGAAAAAAAUUGGUAGCCAAAAUGCUGACAUGACUGAACCAAUUAUUGGGAAUGGGAUUUGGGAAGUAGUUCGGUUUGUCAAUUUUGUUAUUUGUUUGUCAGUUAGUCCAGUCCCGGUUAGUCGUUCAUUGUACUAUGAAUUGGGUGGUGAUAGACUAUUUAAACUGUAGUGAAAGUUUACACAUUUAUAAAUAAAUUAUGUUCUAUCGUGUUUUAAAUAAGUUGUAAAUUAAUUAAACAUUUCAUUCGAAACUCUCCGAGGUAUAUUUCUGGAUUUAAAAUGCCAGUUGAUAUUAAUAGGCUUACAGAAGGUUGGUUAGAAUUGGAGAGUGACCCUGGACUGUUUACUCUUUUAUUAGAGGAUUUUGGUGUUAAAGGAGUGCAAGUGGAAGAAAUAUAUGAUUUACAAAAGUCAUUGGACAGUCCAGUGUAUGGGUUUAUUUUUCUAUUUCGUUGGAUAGAAGAAAGAAGAUCAAGAAGAAAAGUUGUUGAUCAAAGUGACAUUUUUGUGAAAGAUGAUGAGAUUGUGAAUAGUAUCUUCUUUGCUCAACAAAUGGUUCCUAACAGUUGUGCAACACAUUCCUUGCUUUCAGUAUUAUUGAAUUGCCCCAAUAUACAUCUUGGAAGCACUCUCAGCCGCCUAAAAGCCCAUACAUAUGGCAUGUGUCCAGAGAAUAAAGGUUGGGCAAUUGGUAACACACCAGAACUAGCUAGAGCUCACAAUUCACAUGCAAUGCCUCAGGCUAAAAGAAGGUUGGAUAAAAGUACAGGAAUAAGCACAGGAAGAUACACUGGUGAAGCCUACCAUUUUGUUAGCUAUGUUCCUAUCAAUGGACGUCUCUUUGAGUUGGAUGGUCUCAAACCAUUUCCAAUGGAUCAUGGACCCUGGGGUGAAAAUGAAGAUUGGACAGAUAAAUUUCAUUGUGUAAUAGCUGAUCGAUUAGGUAUUGCUGCUGGAGAUAUUCGUUUCAAUCUAAUGGCAGUAGUCCCAGACAAGCGGCUUGCUAUCACUCACAAAUUGAAUAUGCUAAAAACCAAUCGACAGAUUGUGUUGGAAGCUUUACAGCAGCUAGUAAAGCUUAACCACCCGGAUCUUGCUGUAAAAUCAGACAAAGAAUCAAAAGUCAAACCAGAAGAUUUGAAGGUGUCUCCAGGAAGUAAACGCAGAGAAAUAACGAAACCAAUGGAAAACGGUUUGGAUAGUCUGGCAUCCAUUGAAGAUGUGUUAGAUUUGGCCACACCUAACAAAAUUCCAAGAAAGCUCCAAUUAACAAAAAAAGGUACCACUAGUGAUGAUAAAGAAACUAAUUGUGAAAAAUCUAAUGAUACAGAUAAUACUUCAAAACAUUUUCCAGUUGAUAGCUGUGACAGUUUAGAAAGGCAUAACCUGUCAAAAAUAUCUCUCAUUGUUACAUCUGAUGAGAAUGAACAAAUAAAACCGGAAGCAACAGAUCAUUUAAAAAAUGGAGAGAAAAUGCCUGACUACUCAACUCCUUUAACAAUACAAACAUCUCCUGCUCCCAGUACUUCAAGUACUGAUACUUCAUCUGAAGUGGGUUCAGCUUUUAACUCACCAACUCAGGCAUGGGGCUGGAACUCAGGACAGAGUAGUCCAAAUAAUGCGAAGGACUUUAAAAAGUUUGUGGUAAUCAGAGUAGCAAUGGCCGGAAGUGAAGAUAAGAUGGAUUCUCCAACUGGUAGACCUAAGCGUGAUUCCCUUGGGGUGCGUAAAGUUUGUCUUGAGGCUGGUGCUUUACCUAAGGGGUGGGAAAAACCAUCAAGUAUGAAACUCACAAACAUGAAAAUUAGUCCUUUAGCACUUGGGAGUAAAAUGAAGUCAGAUGAAAGUGGCAAAAAAAUUGAAACUCCACAUCAUACAUUUGCUCCUAAAGAUCUCUUGGCAUUACUAAAAAAUCUUGAAGGGGAAAUAAGCCUGUGCGAAGGAAAUUUAAGAGAUGAAAAUGAAAAACGUAAGAAAUAUAAGAUUGAUGAUUGUAGGAGAACACAUAAUUAUGAUGAGUUUAUUUGUACAUUUUUAUCAAUGCUAGCCCAACAGGGGAAAUUAGCAGAUUUAGUACAGCAACAUGUUAUGUAUCAAAAGAAACCUGGUAUCCAACCUCCUCGACCCACAGUAGUUAGAGCUGCUCAAAAGAAACCUGAUCCUAAAAACCAUUCAACUAAACGUAGGAAAGGAGGAGCAAAACACAGAAAAAGAAAAUAAAUUUAAAAAUUGCUUGAGAUAUUUUAUACAUAAUAUAUUCUUUUAAUUUCACUUAUUUCUUGUUAACUUUCAAAUGUAAAAAUAAUGUACAUAUGUAUAUUUAUUAUAAUUUAAUUGUAUUAUAUGUAUAUUUAAUUGUAAUUUUAUUUUUAGCAACACUUUUAUACUUAAGUUAAGGUAUGAUUGUUUUAUAUGUUUCAUUACUAUCAAUAUAUAAUUUAUACAUGUAUUAAUCAGUUAUUUCAGUGUUUUUUUAUAAACGUUCAGAAUCAUCAAUAUUGUUUAAUCAUAUUAGACCUUGUACAAGACAUGUUCAUUAUUUGUUUAUAUUUUUUGACAAUCUGGUUACACUAACUUAUAACAUUAAGGAAAAACUUAGAUGCUCUAUCCUUUAAUAUUUAAUUUACAGCAAUAUUUAAUAUUUUUAAUCGAAAGUUUAUGCAUACAAUUACCAUAAUCUCAUUAUUUUCAAUCAUGGUUUAUCACAUAAAUGUUAAAAUCGUUUUUGUACUGUGCGUAAUAUGAGUUUAUUGAGUGAAUUUAUAUUAACUAAAUAAAAAUACUGUGGUUGCUAUAAUAGUAACGCACAAGCUUGUCAUUAAGUGUACAUAUCCAAGCACCUAGGACACAUUAAAACAUGAUUUUGAAUUAUUACUAAUACUGAUAGUAAUGUUAAAUGUAAAAGUUGAUCAUGAAAUCUGCCGCUCCUUUUUAAUGUUUUAAUGGUUGAAGAUAGAUCAAAUAAAACUUCAAGUAUGUUUAUAGGUCAAUAGUCUCUACUUUUAUUUACUAACGCUUGUUUUGUAGCGCACUGAAAGCCCUAGCCCUUUGCUUUCAAAUUGUAAUAACUUUAUUAAGGUAUAUAAAACCAAACUCAAAACAAAAUAACCAUUUAAAUAUUUCGAAGUUCAAUUUCAACUCUUUAAAUAAGUUAAAUGUUGCUGAGAAAUGCUCAGCUUUGUAACCACUUUCAUUGUAAAAUUGCAGAAUACACUUAAAGCCAUAAAAAGCAAGUUUUUAUGCCAUCAGAUAUCAGAAAUUGAGCCAUAAGAGAUCAAUUCCCUUAGUAACUAGUUGAAUAUUAAAAAGUAUUGAGAACAUUUCUCCAUCUAAUCUUAAAAUUAUUCCACUCAUUCAAAAAGUAAAAUAUAGCUACUAUUAAAGCUAUUGAAAUAUUGUUGAAAAGGUUUUUCAUCAUUAAUUCAGUUUUUGACUUGUGACACUUUAAAAUGUUGAAUUUUUGUGUCAUCGACAUAGCUAUUUAUUAUUUGUCACUGCAUUAAGUUGUAUGUGUUAAGAGAUGGCUGUAUUGACAGCAAUCUAUUUCGCUUCCACAAAAACAUGUUCAAAUUUUCACACUUAUAUUAUCUUAUAUUUAGUUUUAGAAUUAUGUAAUGUCUCUUUUUAAUUAUAUAAUUUGCGUGCAUCCAAAUCUUUUUUAGUUUAUUGAUUUUUUUUGUUGGUUUUUGAGAAAAAAUUGUAAAUAUUUUUGUAUUUUACCUUGUAAUGAAAUUUUUUAGAAUUGCAACAAAUAAUUAUUCUAUUUAUUAAACAAAGAAAUUACCAGUAUAUGAUGUGACAAAGUUUGUGGUUUUCCUGUAGCACUAUACUUUAAAAAAUGAAUGUCUAUUAAAUUUAAAGUAUUCCAAGACUCAAUAUUUCUAUUAAUCCUUUGAGUGCCAAGAGCCGAAGUGAUCAGCCUGGAGGUAUUUCCGAAAAAUGCUGACGCCUACUAGAUCAGCUUUUAGAAUAUUUAUUUUGUUACUAAAUGUUGAGAUAUGGCAUUGUACUGUCAUUUUAUACAUAAUAAGUUAAAUAAACUUAUACUAUCUACCUUGAUUUGAAUUUUUACAAAUGGUAAAAGCUAUUAUUACUAUUUGUACAAAUGCAGAUUUUCAAUAUUUUGUGCAAAUGCAUAAGAAAAGUUAUACUUAAUAUUACAGAUUCCUUUUUAUAAUUGGUAUGUUAUACUUGUUCUUACUUACAUAGGGAACGAUGAAAAAGUUUUAUUCAAAUGUAUUAAGAUCAAAAAAAUUAAAAUCUUUCUUAAUAAAAUGUAAAAUAAUUUUAUGUUUUAAAAAAUUUUAGUUUAAAAAAUAAACAGAUUUUAUCAUCCAAAUAAAUAUUAUGUUAUAUCCUACUUUUUUCCCAACAGAAUGAAACAAAAAUCAUCCCAUAAUUUUUAUUUUUGAAAAGUUGUGUAACAUUACACAAAUAUCAAACUUUAAAAAAAUCAGAGCUCAGUUACAAAAUAUAUCAUAACUCAGCUAUACAGACACUUACUGUUUUGAAAUUUGGUAUGUUUGUUCCCUAUGUGCACAUAAGGAAAUAUAUAAAAGAUGCAUACACAUAAAUUAAGGUCACAAAAUUAAAACUUACUAUCCCAAAGUUUUAAACAAAUUAAUUUUUGUUUGUAUUAUUUUUUAUUUAAAAUAAUUUAUGUUUUAUCAUUCAAAUAAAUAUUAGAAGUUAUAUCCUAGUUUUCCCCCUGCAUACAAAAGGAAAUAUCUCAAUAUGGUUAUUUAUCUAGUCAUGAAUUAUUUGGCUGAAUACUACGUAAUCACUAAAAGAGUGUUUGAUACUGAGAGAAAUGACCUAUCUAAUGCUUGACAGCGACGCCUCCUCAAAAGUGCUUGGCACUCAAAGAGUUAACUCUAAGGGUUUGUGUUUAGUUUAAUGCAUUACUUUGUAUAUUAUUUAAACAUUAAAGAGUUGUAGUUUUGAAAACAUGAAAACAAAUUAUUGUUGAAUUAUAACUUUCUGUGUCUUUCUUAAGUUUCAAUCAUUGUUUUAAGACUAUUACAUUGUAAAUACUAUUAAUAGUAAAAAUAAACUUAUUAAGUUCA
Messenger RNA from Homalodisca vitripennis (glassy-winged sharpshooter), 5477 nucleotides. It is a transcript of the gene calypso, whose product is annotated as ubiquitin carboxyl-terminal hydrolase calypso. The record is from RefSeq and is a predicted model, not a curated record. Bases 691 to 2631 code for a protein of 646 amino acids. Gene Ontology annotation, cellular component: cytoplasm. Gene Ontology annotation, molecular function: cysteine-type deubiquitinase activity. NCBI's taxonomy places the organism in Eukaryota, Metazoa, Arthropoda, Insecta, Hemiptera, Cicadellidae. Gene Ontology annotation, biological process: protein deubiquitination; ubiquitin-dependent protein catabolic process. The transcript is spliced from 2 exons.